Messenger RNA from Physcomitrium patens, 4227 nucleotides. Lineage: Eukaryota; Viridiplantae; Streptophyta; Bryopsida; Funariales; Funariaceae. The record is from RefSeq and is a predicted model, not a curated record.
AUCAUACGUUCAGUUUACAGUUAAUAAUGUGCAUACAUCUAGUGGUAAUGAGUCAUCUAUGCUAGAUUGUUUCCACUCGCAGCUCCACUAUUGUAAUACCGACCACGACCGUUCCUAACAUGUAAGUGUUAUGAAGAUCUGCUACAGCACAAAACGUCUGUGCACAAGUGGAAUUGAACAGGUUAUGUUGCAAGAGUUCUGUCACACACUUCUCUCGCAUUCCAGCUGACAUCAACAGCAUUGAGAAUGCGCAGCAUUGUUUCGGGUUUACAGUCCCAUAUCCAGCAAAGGCAGAAAACCUUUUCUUGCCCGAUGUAAAUAAGCUUGAACUAAAGAUAGCGUUCUGUAAUUUAAUCAGACACUUGCCGGUUUUACUGGCGGCCUUGACGAGGAGCUGCUUUAAAGGAAGCAGAAGACAAAGACUGAUUGCUGAAAAUAUACGAGACGAUAAACACAAUCUCCAAUUCUGCUGUGGUAAUUUUCACAUGAGACCCACAUCGGACUACUGAUCUGCACUGUCCUGAACCAUGACCAGCUUGAAGAUUGAAAAGGAGGCACCUAGAUGAACUACUCAUCAGUGAUAUUUUCGAAACUUCUGAAUCUCCUUACCAUUUCCAGGCUCCAACUGAACGUGUUCCAGUUUUAUUUGCAGCGAAGUGCAUCCCGGAACUCAACCAGUGCUCCUCCCAGGUUGCCGGCAAAUCGGCUGUUGCUGCACUUGAACUGCAAACGAAAUGGGGCUUCGGCACAUCAUAACCACAGUCUUCGUGUUGACUCCCGACACCCGUGCUGCUGACGCACAGUAACCAGAAGCAUACAACAGUUGGUCGAUCCUGUUGGGCCAGCCUCUCCACGCAUCACCCAUCAUCUGAGAGGAAGUUUGCAGCCUUCAAAGCUCCAGUGAGAAUUUUGCAACCGCUGGGAGACCAACUUUCAUCGCACUGCUGCCCACCAGGACCGUGCAGUCCUCCCCCUGUGCUCCUAAUCCCAGAAAGCUUGCCACUGUGUUUUUGUCCGUUGAAUCAGCAGCCAUGGGCUUCACAGUGCCAUGCUGUAUUUGAAACUGUUGCUGGAGGUGACUCGACGACAGACUGUGCUGCCUUGGAAGUGACGCUGAACAGUAGUGCUCAGAAUGGGCGUUUGGAGCCUACGUGUUAAGGUGGCUGAAGAGCUGUGAGGAGAUUGUUUCAGGAACGAGGGGAAAGCUGCAAGUAUACGGCUGCAGUGGGUUCAGGAUUGAUACGUGAGAAGAAGAUGUGACAAGGGCACAUGGAUGUGUUGCAGUGAGCAGGGGUGAGAAUGGGAGUGUGAGAAUGAGGGCGAUGUUGUAGAAUGAGGGGCGAAUGGUGAGUGAACGCAAGGACGGAAAGCCAUGGCAGUGAAUCACAGGGAGCUUGAGUUUGUGGGUAUGUAGGUUUUUACAUGAUAUUGGAAUCGGACGUCUGUUGCUGCACAUUCAUGUGCAGUGAACGAUGUGAUCUGACAGAAAGGUGACAAAGAAACCAGAAUCAAGAGAUAGCAAGCGGAUAUGCGCUCUGGUGCCAUAGGCGGAAGAAUUCAUUCGAUGGGUUCGGUUUCUCGACCAUUCUCAGCAAGCGUCUUUGUGAUCACCCAACCUUGGUGAAGAAACUUGACAUAGCUAACCUGCGAACCUCGUCUUGAAUGACGAUGUCACGGCGGACCGAUCAAGUUGAGUUAGCAUUUGUCGGUGAAUUGCAAGUAGCUACUAGUCCUGGCUACCGUGUGACAAGACCUACAAGACGUACCCGGUAACUAUAGAGCUUAGGAACAGCACGCUAUUGACCACGGUCUUUUGCAAACAUUAACAACCCAAUUCAAAUCCGUAUUGGACUAUAAUUGGAAAUCGGUUGCACACAUAAAAAGAAAAUUGGAGUUUAUGUGAUUGUAGUUGCAAGACACACAAAUGGAAAGAAAAGAAGCCGUAACGACUCGAUUAAACUACUAAUUUAUUGCAACUUGAAGGACAACGAAGUUGCGUAGACACUCACCGUCUGGAUCUCACAAAUUUCCACUGAAAUCACACCAAAGCCCUUGCUUCGCCCCUUGAAUUAUUACAGAAUCCCUUGCCAAACACGCAUGUAUUGGAAGAGACACUGCCGUGGAAUUCAAGCCUCCUCUUGUUUUCCAUGGGGCACCACUUGGCCGUGUCAAGCGGUAGACGUUGUGUCCAUGUCAACGACUCUCCAGUUUUCGCUUCAUCUCCUCAAUGCAUUCCGGCAGUUUCAGGUUGCCUAAUCCCAGUUUUGUCUUCGACAUUUCGAUGAUCGCGAUGGUGAAAGUGGAAUUAAAGAAUGGGCUAACAGAAUCUGAAGCAACAACUCUGCUACAGCUACAAGAGGGCGGCGCUUUCAUUAGUUCUGUUGGGGUUCGAUUCAGCGAUUUAUGAGAUCAUGGUGUGUUCGUUACUGUAGCUAACUGUCGUUGAUUUUGGUGCCAGUGGCAGUGGUGGUCGGCGGAUUUGGUGGUCGUCGGUAGGGAAAAGGGGCUACACCAAUGUUGGGUGUAUAUUAGCUUACCAGUUUACGUAGCGUGAGUUUCGGUUUUUGGAUGAGAGAUUAGGGCUUUUCGCGAGGGGUUAGGGCCGGUGCUGCGGGCUGAAUUCCCCAAGCGGAAGCUCUGCGGAAUAGCGUUUCCGGUGGAUCGGGCGAUUAAGGUCAAGAAGGGAAUAGUACUCAUGGCUGCACUGGGGAAAGAAUUGCCGCUGGACAUUUUGAUGAGGAUUUUUGGGUUCCUCCCUGUGCCCUCUUUGUGUCGGCUGCGGGUCGUUUGCAAGCAGUGGAAUGCCUUGAUAGACUCCUCUGAGUUUGGUACUCUUCGUGCUCUAGCUCCACAACAACGAUUCUAUGUUCUCCUCACUCCCAGCAGGUGUUGUAACUCCGACGCAGGGUGGUGCGUCUUAGACGUAGCUGACGAGAGGUUCUACAACCUGGAUAGUAGUUAUCUCGUCGAUUAUGCGAAGAGGGAAAAUCCUACUGGGGACAAAAGUUACUCCCUCGAUACAGUGGACACAUCGGGUGGGCUUUUCCUUGUGUCAUAUAGGAGGAAAGAUGUGUCGCAGAGGUUGAACGUUCUCUACGUCUGCCAUCCUGUGACGAAAACCCUAAAACAGCUGCCUCGAAAUGUAAAUAUGGCUCAUGAGUUGAUCUUACCGAUACUGACAGUAGAUUAUUCGACCAAGACUUACAAAGUUAUAUGCCUCGGGGAGCAGAUGCACAUGUAUGACUCGCGGGAUAGUGAGUGGAGUGAGCUGGCUAAUCCGCCAAACAAGGCAGACGUGGUGUGUAGUGCUGUGUGUAACAACAUAGUUUACACUGUCUUUGGUGAACGCUCUUGUCACAUGCUGCUUACAUACAAUUUACUUGAGGAUGCGUGGAGCAAUGAAGUCGCCGAAUUGCCAUACAACUCUUUUGUACAGCUAGUUGUUGUUAGCGGGGAAGUUUACCUCGUUGCUGGCUCCCGAACGAGCUGCUUUUGUGGACAGGAGAUGUGCUUAAAGUCAUUUAUAACAAUUUCCAAGGUAUUAACACCUCCUAGGGCUCCUGAGAAAAUUGCGUGCAUGCCAGAAACUUGGCAUGCAUUGCUCUACCCUCCACAUCAAGGCUGGAACAAUUGCGACGGUAUUCCAAUGUUCGUUGCGGUUGCUCUUGAGCGCGCAAUUGUGUUUACAUCUGCUAGCGGGAGGUUUGUAGUGUAUGAUUUGACUAAAGGCUUGUGGCGCUCGGUGCAGAUACGGCAUCAGUACACCCGGAAACUCGCUGCGAGCUCUACAACCUUGAACCCAGGCUUUCUGCUCUAACCGAAGGAAAUCUCACCUGUCUAUAGUCUUUAAUCCUGAUGUAGCUGACACCUUGUGUCACUUAUGUAUGAUACAGGACUCUUUUGGUGGUCUGUGAUCUGCUGUGUUUAUUGUCAAACAUUUGAUAUGUUGAAAGCUCCUGUUCUUCAUUUUGGAACGGAUGCUUUCACGAUACUCUUUUACUACAGCGAGUUGUGCAAGGAUUGCAGUUGCUGGAAGUACUUACAAGAUGGUGAUCAGUUUGUACCUUGUAGAUAAUUGGUAGAUGUAGGAGGUAUUGUGAUUGUAAUCACUCAGAAGUAGUGUUUACAGCUCGUAACCACCACUUCGGGAAGUUUCUCCAGCAAGUAUAUAUUAUUUUCUUUUAGAAUUAAGCCAAAUCGUGUGCUGAAUUUCCUAUUCGUCUUCAA